AUGAGUGCAGCCGAGGCUCGCCAGCGCAAGCCUCUCCCCCGCCAGGACACGAGUGAGCUUCAAAAACACUCCACGAAACCACCCGUCGAGCCACGCCUCAAACAUGGCAUCCCGAUGCAAAUCGCCCGCUCCCUGGCCAUGGCCGCCUGGUUCGACUGCUGUUGCGUCGUCAUCUUCGUCACCCAGCUCGUCGGUGCCCCACUGUACCUAAUCAACAAGGACUGGUACUACACGUACAUGGCAUAUACAAAACAGAACUUUGGCCUGGUGAUCACUACGCUCACGGAGUAUGGAUGUCCAACACUCUUCCGCGUUAGUGGAGACGAGAGCGUCCGGGGCCAGUUGCAUCUGUCCGAGGAUGGCAUGCUGCAGACCCAGUUCCCGGAGCGCAUGGUCUUGAUCGCCAACCACCAGGUCUAUACCGAUUGGGUGUAUCUGUGGUGGAUUGCCUACACGAAUGUCAUGCACGGUCGUAUAUUUAUCAUCUUGAAAGAGUCACUCAAGUAUAUCCCCGUCAUGGGCCAGGGUAUGAUGUUCUAUGGGUUUAUUUUCAUGGCUCGGAAAUGGCAGUCUGAUAAGCCCCGGCUUCAACAUCGGUUAGAAAAGUUGAAGACGAGGCUUUCGGGCUCCAAGUCGGGCAAGUCGCAGUUUGACCCGAUGUGGCUGUUGAUCUUUCCCGAGGGGACGAACUUAUCACUCAAUACCAAGCGACGGAGUGAUGAGUUUGGACUGAAGCAGGGUUAUCCGUCGUUCAAGCAUAUGAUUCUGCCUCGCUCGACGGGUCUGUUCUUCUGUCUGCAGCAAUUACGGGGAACCGUGGAAUAUGUGUACGACAGCACGAUUGCCUACGAGGGCCCACCAAAGGGCAGCUAUCCCGAUAAAUACUUUACUCUCCGCUCCACAUACGUCCGAGGCCGACCACCAACCUCAGUCAACAUGCACUGGAGACGCUUCGCCGUCGCCGACAUCCCCCUCGACGACCAGAAAGAAUUCGACGAAUGGCUUCGCGCUCGCUGGGCCGAGAAAGACGAGCUCAUGGAUCACUACUUUGAAACUGGGCGAUUCCCCUCCGAGCUGGCCGGCUCUAUCGAGGCGAAGAAUGCUACCGAGGAGCAGAAAGUGGCCAUCUCUGGUGGUUAUGUAGAGUCCUAUGUCCGAUUGCACCACUGGGUUGAGCUUAUCCAGAUUUUCAUUGUUUUGCUUGGUCUUGCAUUCCUUUGCAGAUUUGUUUGUACGUGGUCUCGGUAG
Messenger RNA from Penicillium subrubescens, 1248 nucleotides. RefSeq names its product lysophospholipid acyltransferase family protein. Lineage: Eukaryota; Fungi; Ascomycota; Eurotiomycetes; Eurotiales; Aspergillaceae. The record is from RefSeq and is a predicted model, not a curated record. The transcript has 2 exons. Gene Ontology annotation, cellular component: endomembrane system. Gene Ontology annotation, molecular function: acyltransferase activity. The coding region runs from base 1 to 1248 and encodes 415 amino acids.